Messenger RNA from Etheostoma cragini (Arkansas darter), 1260 nucleotides. It is a transcript of the gene asf1bb, whose product is annotated as anti-silencing function 1Bb histone chaperone. NCBI's taxonomy places the organism in Eukaryota, Metazoa, Chordata, Actinopteri, Perciformes, Percidae. The record is from RefSeq and is a predicted model, not a curated record. Gene Ontology annotation, cellular component: nucleus. Gene Ontology annotation, molecular function: histone binding. Gene Ontology annotation, biological process: DNA replication-dependent chromatin assembly. The transcript has 4 exons. The coding region runs from base 234 to 833 and encodes 199 amino acids.
AGAAGAAAAAAGUGACGUACUUCCUAUAGCCCAGUCGCUCCCGGGUCAUGUUGGUGUUCUCGGAGAAGAAGAAAAUCAAACUUUAACCGACGUUCUUGAAGACAGGCAACGUCGAGGCGUGUGAGGCAACCCGGGAACACAGUUAGCCACAGCAAAGUGCCGAGUGACUUGUUAAACUUUGUUCAGCUAACAUUACAUAGUUGUCGGGUCAAGGUGUCUUAGGCGAUAACGCUAUGGCCAAGGUACAAGUCUUAAAUGUUGCUGUUCUGGACAACCCGAGCCCAUUUGGAAAUCCCUUUCAGUUUGAAAUAACUUUUGAAUGCAUGGAGGAUUUACCGGAAGAUCUGGAGUGGAAGAUCAUCUAUGUGGGAUCAGCUGAGAGUGAAGAAUACGACCAGGUUUUGGACUCUGUACUAGUUGGCCCGGUACCGGCUGGCAGACACAUGUUUGUGUUUCAAGCUGAUGCUCCUAACACAGGGCUGAUUCCAGAGAGUGAUGCUGUUGGAGUGACUGUAGUCCUUAUAACCUGCACUUACCGUGGACAGGAGUUUAUCCGCAUCGGUUACUAUGUCAACAAUGAAUACACAGACCCUGAACUACGGGAAAACCCACCUCUCAAACCAGACUACACUCAGCUUCUGCGGAAUAUUUUGGCGUCCAACCCCCGUGUCACCCGCUUUCAUAUCAACUGGGAGGGCUCGGCAGACAAGAUGGAGGACAGCGAGAAUGUUGACCCGUCCCCCAACAUUAGUGGCAUGCUCCCUCCCUCCUGUUUACCAGGAAAGAUGCCACCUCUUGGACUGAUGCCAGACAACUCCAUGGACUGCAUGUAAGAAUCAUCAGACUAGGAUAAUGGAUGACUUGGUCUUGUAUGGACACUCACCCACAUCGCAAACUUGACAUGGACAUUAACAGGAAACAGGGACAUGGCUUUUUUUUAAAAUACAAAAUACACACGUGGGAUGGAUCUGGAAUUGUUAAAAACUGGUUUUGUCUCUUGUGCACUCUCUUUCAACACCGACCCGCACAACCAACAUUGCCUUAUUUUACCAUAACUCUGAGCCAGAGAAUGGUUGAGUCAUAAGGGGGGGGGUGUUAGAUCACCUCAUCCUUGCAGCCCUUAUACUUGCAAGUCAUGCUUAUACACUGACGUUGACCUGUUUGGUACCUGUUCUGUGCUGUUUAUUUUGUCCUUUUGAGCACAGAUCAAAGCAAUGGGGAGUGCUCAGCAUGUCUGAAUAGAUGUAGUGCUAGUUGCCC